This is a messenger RNA of Colletotrichum phormii, 993 nucleotides long. RefSeq lists its product as uncharacterized. The record is from RefSeq and is a predicted model, not a curated record. NCBI's taxonomy places the organism in Eukaryota, Fungi, Ascomycota, Sordariomycetes, Glomerellales, Glomerellaceae. The coding region runs from base 1 to 993 and encodes 330 amino acids. The transcript is spliced from 2 exons.
AUGUCUCCCACGAUGCAAUUGGGGCCUCACACGGCCACCUACACUCCCACUUCCGACGCCAUGGAUCGUCAUGAAUAUGGAAUCACCAAGAACCGCAAGGCGGCUUCAACCGGAGGAGGCAGAGCAUGGAGCGAGGAUGAGGAAGUCUAUCUGCUUCAGACUCGUCUUCAGAAGAUGCCUUACAAGCACAUCGCCGCUCACUUGAAGAAGACUGAGCUGGCAUGCCGCCUUCACUACCAUCAGCUUAGCCAUGGCAGCAACCGACGCAAGCAGCGUGCUACCUCGGUCUCUUCUGGCUCUUCCACCACCCACUCACCUGUCAUGCAGCCGACGAUGCCUUCUUCCCUCCGAGAGUCGACUCCUCGUUCGGUCUCUCCCCCAGGCAGCUCAACCAGCUACGCCCCUCACUCGCCCGCCCCUAUACAACUUCCCAGCAUCAUGGGCCACGAAGCUUCUCCCAGACUUCCCGCCAUUCUCCCCAAGCCGGUCUGCAUGACACUGCCACCUCCUACCGCCUCCCCCACCCGCGGAUACCCCACACCUCUCCCUGAGCCUCGCAGCGCGGCUCUCCCCUCCGCCACCUUCCAGUCCAUGUCCGGCAGCCUCCCCAUGACGCCACCGCUGCGUCUGGAGUGCGCUCUUCCUUCUACUCAGUCCAUUGUCAGCCAUCAACACGUUGACAUGAACCGCCUCCAAUCCGUUUACACUGCACACCGCGCCUCGUUCUGGGCCGCUGUUGCCAACGACUACGGCCCGGGUGCAAGCCCCGUUAUGUUGGAGCAGGCAUGGCAGAACGGUGCAUGCUGCAACCAGCAACAGGCCAGCACACCCAUCACACCCACCUCCAGCCCCGACAACCUGGAUCGCGAUAGCUACGACAGACCUCAAGACAAGACUCGCAUCUCUGCUAUUCUUGGCAUUGACGCCAACCCGCGUUCUCCCCGUGAGCGCGAGUUGGUGAGACGCAUGGAGGAAUCACGAGUCGGCGCCUAA